AGUUUAUUUUUAACACGCAAAUAAGAUGGAACGUUGGAUUAAUAAAGUUGCCGUGGUAACUGGUGCCAGUUCAGGAAUUGGUGUUGCUUUAGUAAAGGCAUUGGUGAAAAAAAAUAUUAAUGUCGUGGGUUUAGCGAGAAGAGUGGAAAAUAUGGAAAAAAUUAAGAAUCAAUUAAAAAAUGAAAAAGGUGCUUUUUAUCCAAUAAAAUGUGAUCUGAAUAAGGAAGAAGAUAUUAUUAAAGCAUUUCAAUGGAUUGAAAAAAAUUUGAAAUCUGUCGAUAUUCUCGUUAAUAAUGCCGGAAUUAUGACACUUGAUUUGCUAAUUGAUUCCUCGACAUCGGAUUUAAAAAAAAUAAUUGAUGUUAAUGUAAUUGCGCCCACUGUCUGUAUCAGGGAGGCUGUGAGAAUUAUGAGAGCGCACAAUACUGCCGGUCAUAUUGUUAAUAUUAACAGUAUUGCGGGACAAAAUGUUCAAUUUUUCAACAAUACAACAUUUAAUAUCUAUAGUGCAAGUAAAUUUGCUUUCAAUGCUGUGAGUCAAGUUGUUGAAUUAGAAUUGGGACAUGUCAAAAGUCCUACAAAAGUCACAACAAUUUUUCCGGGACUAGUAAAAACUGAAAUGCCACCUGAUGAUUUGUUGAAAAAAAUUCCUUACGUCGAUGCAGAAGAUAUUUCUGAUGGUGUUAUUUAUGCUUUAUCUACUCCACCUCACGUUCAGAUAAAGGAAUUAACAAUUUGUCCAGUUCAAGGAUAUGAGCAACAAUCAAUCAAGAUGGAACGUUGGAAUAAUAAAGUUGCCGUGGUAACUGGUGCAAGUUCAGGAAUUGGUGAAGCAUUAGUGAAAGAAUUGGUGAAAAAAAAUGUUAAAGUUGUGGGUUUAGCGAGAAGAAUUGAAAAUAUGGAAAAAAUAAAAAAUCAUUUAAAUAAAAAUGAAAAAGGUGCUUUUCAUCCAAUUAAAUGUGAUGUCAGUAAAGAACAAGAUAUAAUUAAAGCAUUUCAAUGGAUUGAGAAAAAUUUAAAAUCCGUCGAUAUUCUCGUUAAUAAUGCUGCAGUUCUUACAUCAGAUUUGUGUAUUGAAAGUACAACGGAAAAUUUGAAAAAUGUAAUUGAUGUAAAUUUAAUUGGUCCAACUAUUUGCACAAGGGAGGCUGUGAAAAUUAUGAGAGCAAAUAAUACAGCGGGUCAUAUUAUUAACAUUAAUAGUAUUGCCGGACACAGUGUUGGAUUUUUUAACAAUUCAGCAUUUAAUAUGUAUAGUCCUAGUAAAUUUGCUCUCAAAGCAAUGAGUCAAGUUGUUGAAUUGGAACUUCAACAUGUGAAAAGUCCCGCAAAAGUCACUACUAUAUUUCCUGGAUUGGUAAAAACUGAUAUGCCACCAGAGGAAGCUUUUAAAAUUAUACCCUACGUUGAUGCUGAAGAUAUUUGUGAUGGAAUUAUUUAUGCUUUGUCAACACCUCCACAUGUACAGAUUAAGGAACUUACAAUUACUCCUGUUCUUGGCUAUCAACAAUCAAACAAAAUGGAUCGUUGGAUUAAUAAAGUUGCUGUAAUAACUGGUGCAAGUUCAGGAAUUGGUGAGGCAUUAGUAAAAGAAUUGGUGAAAAAAAAUGUCAAAGUUGUUGGUUUAGCGAGAAGAGUUGAGAAUAUGGAAAAAAUUAAGAAUCAAUUAAAAAAUGAAAAAGGUGCUUUUUAUCCAAUAAAAUGUGAUGUCAGUAAAGAAGAUGACAUAUGCAAUGCAUUUAAAUGGAUUGAGAAAAAUUUAAAAUCUGUCGAUAUUCUCAUUAAUAAUGCUGGAAUUAUUCACAUGAAUUUAUGCAUUGAAAGUUCAACGGAAAAUUUAAAAAAUGUUAUGGAUGUUAAUUUAAUUGGUCCAACUAUCUGUACCAGGGAGGCUGUGAGAAUUAUGAGAGCAAAUAAUACAGCUGGUCAUAUUAUUAACAUUAAUAGUAUUCUGGGACAAAAUGUGGGAUUCUAUAAUACCCACGCAGGUGCUAUGUACAGUCCGAGUAAAUUUGCUUUUAAGGCCUUGAGUCAAGUAGUUGAAUUGGAACUUCAACAUGUUAAAAGUCCAACAAAAGUCACUACUAUUUUCCCUGGCUUAGUAAAAACGGAAAUGCCACCAGAUCAAGCAAUUAAACUAAUGCCUUAUGUUGACGCUGAAGAUAUUUGCGAUGCAAUUAUUUAUGCUUUAUCCACACCUCCACAUGUUCAGAUUAAAGAACUUACAAUCACGCCAGUUGCUGGUUAUCAACGUAAAUAAUAUAUAUAUAUAUAAAAAUUGUAUUCAAUAAAUUUUUGUAUAUUUCAUUUUGUCUAAAAGAUUAAUUAAAAAAAAAAAAAAUUAUAAAAUACAUUUUUUACAUUGAAAAGUAUCUUUGAUAUUUGCAAUGAUUUGCAAAUUGCAUACAAUUUAUUUUCUUCAUUUACCUUAGUGAUGCAACAAGUAUGAGACGGCAAUUUUUUUUUUUCAUUAUCGAAUGCUCUUUAUAUUCUACAAUGUAUAAAAUUGUAAUUAAAGAAUAAAUUUCCAUUUUAAAAAA
This is a messenger RNA of Leptopilina boulardi, 2540 nucleotides long. RefSeq lists its product as uncharacterized. The transcript has 15 exons. The record is from RefSeq and is a predicted model, not a curated record. NCBI's taxonomy places the organism in Eukaryota, Metazoa, Arthropoda, Insecta, Hymenoptera, Figitidae. The coding region runs from base 26 to 2260 and encodes 744 amino acids.